GACGAGGCGGGCGUGCCCGACUACUUCACGGACGCGCUCAAGACCCUGGGGCACAAGCGAACGACGCCCGUGCAGCGAGAGUGCUGGCCGCCGGCGUGCGUGGGCCGCGACGUCCUCGGCAUCGCGCCCCCGGGCUCCGGCAAGACCCUCGCCUACCUCCUCCCCGCGGUGGAGUUUGCGAUGCGCGACGCCAGGGAUAACCCAAGGAAAAAGCGCGAUCCCCCCGGCCGGCCCUCCGCGCUCGUCAUCGCGCCGACGCGCGAGCUCACGCAGCAGAUCGCGUCCGUGUGCAACAAACUGAAGCGCGCGGCGCCCGUGCGGUGCGUCGCGGUGUACGGCGGGGCGUCGCAGAGCGAACAGGAGGAUGAGCUCGCGCAGCCAACGUCGAUGGCGACGCUUGUGGUGGGCACCCCCGGGCGGCUGCUCGCGGUCAUGGGCACCGGCGCGCUCGGCCUGGAGCGGGCCAGGCUGCUGGUGCUGGACGAGGCGGAUCGUAUGCUCGCGCUCGGGUUCGCGGAGCAGCUCGAGCAGAUCCGCGAGGCUCUCCCGAGGCCCGGCCGACAGACGCUGAUGUUCAGCGCCACGUUCCCCAAGGGGGUUCGCGCGGUCGCAAAGGCUUGGCUCGCGCCGAAGCCCGCCAUCGGCGACGGCGUCGCCGCCGGGGACCUCAACGUGGACCAGACCGUGCACGUCUGCGCCGAGCACAAGAAGGGCAGGAAGUUGCUCAAGCACAUCACCGAGCUCAGGAAGAACGACGGGCGGAGCAAGAGCCGCGUGCUGGUCUUCGCCAACAGGAUCAAGACGGUUAACUUUGUCGGCGACUUGCUCAAACGGCACGGCGAGAAGGUGUGCACGCUGCACGGCGAGCUCAAGCAGGAGCGCAGGGACCAGGCGCUCAAGGACUUCAAGAGCGGUAAGUCCCCGGUGCUCGUCGCCACGGACGUCGCGGGGCGAGGUCUCGACAUCACGGGGCUCGAACACGUCGUCAACUGGGACAUGCCCGGCAGCGUGGAGCAGUACACGCACCGGGUCGGACGAGCCGGGAGGAGCGGGCGGAAGGGCGCGGCGCUCUCUUUCUUCACGCGUAACAUGGCGCCGAUCGCCCCGGACCUCGUGCGGCUGUUACGGCGCGGCGGGCACUUCGUGGAUCCCAACCUCGAGGGACAAAUUCGCCAAGGCUCCCGAGGGCGAAGACGACGAGGAGGAAGAAGAGGAGGAGGAAGAGGACGAGGAGAGCGAGGAGGAAGAAGAGGAGGAGGAGGAGGAGGAGGAGGAGGAGGAGGAGGAGGAGGAGAGCGACGAGGAGGACGAGGAGGAGGAGGAGGA
This is a messenger RNA of Micromonas commoda, 1326 nucleotides long. RefSeq lists its product with no specific name. The record is from RefSeq and is a predicted model, not a curated record. Gene Ontology annotation, molecular function: ATP binding; nucleic acid binding. The annotation marks the transcript as partial. The transcript is spliced from 4 exons. Lineage: Eukaryota; Viridiplantae; Chlorophyta; Mamiellophyceae; Mamiellales; Mamiellaceae.